This is a messenger RNA of Ciona intestinalis (vase tunicate), 2797 nucleotides long. Its product is annotated as pre-mRNA-processing factor 39-like. Lineage: Eukaryota; Metazoa; Chordata; Ascidiacea; Phlebobranchia; Cionidae. Gene Ontology annotation, cellular component: commitment complex; U1 snRNP; U2-type prespliceosome. Gene Ontology annotation, molecular function: pre-mRNA 5'-splice site binding; protein binding. The record is from RefSeq and is a predicted model, not a curated record. Gene Ontology annotation, biological process: mRNA 5'-splice site recognition; RNA processing.
AUGAAGACGCAGUGAAAGAAUCUAAAAGUUAAACUGCUGACGAAGAAUCUAUAAGUGAAGAUGCAGCGGAAGAAAAUCCAGAAAUGGAAGUUGACAGCGCGGCGGAUGAAGGAGCAAAUUAUGUCACGCUGGAUACUGUGUCGAACCAUGAUGGGGAUUCUGAUGAUGGGAAAGAUGAUGAAAAAAUAGUGGAGGAGGAAACGAGGAGCAAAUCUCCAGAGCCAAUAUCUGAUGUUGAGGAUGAUCCGGAGGUUGGAGAUCCUCCUUGUUUUGAUGAUGAUAGCAUCCCUAUUGUUCCCGAGGAAGAAGUUAAAGUGAAAGUCAAAGAGUCGGAAGAAUAUCUUCGGUAUUGGAAAAUGGUAGUGGACAGUCCACAUGAUUUCACAGCCUGGACUUACCUGUUGCAGUUGGUUGAGCAAGAUCGUAAGAUGGCGCUUGCUCGAAGGGCUUACAACAACUUCUUUAAGCGGUAUCCACUCUGCUAUGGUUACUGGAAAAAGUUUUCUGAAAUUGAAAGAAAGAAGGGGAAUUUGAUAAAAGCACAAGUGAUUUUGGAAAGAGGUGUUCGUGCCAUUCCACUAAGUAUUGAUCUGUGGGUACAUGUGAUUGAUUUCUAUAUUAAACAUUAUAAAGGUCCUGAUGCUGGGAGCAAAAAGGUUCGGAUAGUGUUUGAACGAGCAAUGAAAGCUGCUGGGGAGGAGUUUCGAUCGGAGAAACUUUGGAACAAAUACAUAAAAUGGGAAAUUGACAACAAAAAUUGGAUAAAUGUCAUGAAACUUUAUGAUAGAGCCAUGUCCACACAAACACAACACUAUUCAAUAUUUUUCAACGACCUGAAGGAGUUUGUGAACACGCACGCACCUCAGGAUCUUCUUAUGCCGGAAGCAUUUGAAAAACUUCUUUCUGAGGUUCGAGUGACACCUCCACUUCCAACAUUAGAGAAACGGGAGCAGAACAAACAAAAAGAGAAAGCAAAGAAAAAUCCGGAUGCGAUUGAUAUCGAUAGUGAAAGUGAUGAAGAUGAGGGAGCGACUGUGGAUGAUGUGGACAUGGAGGAAGCUCCUCCAGGUGUGGAGGAACACGAAAAACCUCCGAAUGAGGAGGAGCAGAAACACAUGCGUCAGUUGAUCAUUAAAGAGAAAAAGAAAAUAUUUGAGGCAACCGAGAGAAUUGUCACCAAAAUCUGGGCUUUUGAGGAAGGGGUCAAACGGCCGUACUUCCAUGUUAAACAGCUGGAACGGGCUCAGUUGAAAAAUUGGAGAGAGUAUUUAGAUAUGGAGAUUAACAAUGGGAAUCACCAUAGAAUUGUGCUGCUGUUUGAACGCUGCCUUAUUGCCUGUGCGUUGUAUGAGGAUUUUUGGCUCAAAUAUGCAAAGUAUAUGUCUAAUCAUGAUGUGGUGAAGGCAGGCAAGAUAUAUGAGCGUGCUUGUACGAUUCAUUUACCCAAGAAACCCACAAUUCAUAUGCAGUGGGCAGCUCAUGAAGAGUUGCAGGGCAACACCUCCACUGCAAUUGAAAUCCUGGAAAACCUGAACAAGGUCUUGCCGGGGAUGGCCAUGAUUAAAAUGCGCCGAGUUGCCCUUCAGCGCAGAGCAGGUAACAUACAAGCAGCUGAAGAUAUACUUAUAAGCUAUGUUACUGUUGCAGAAAAGGACAAAGAGAUUUUGUUUUACACUCGCAAACUAGCAUGGUUCCUUUUUAAAAUAUCCAACAAGAAAGACGAAGCUCGGAAGUUACUAAAAGAUUUGAUUCCCAAGUUCAAGGAAGAGAUUAACCUUUACAAUGAUUUAGUUGAAAUGGAGUUCCAACAUGCAAGCACGAGUUCCAACGACCAGGAUGAGCUACUUGCUUUAGAAGCAUUUGACUUAGCUAUUGCGAACGAAAAAUUUUCCGAGGACCAAAAAUUCUCUUUUUCUCAAAGAAAACUAGAAUUUCUAGAAGAUUACGGGUGUGACGUGAAACGGUUGCAAAAAACUUACGAGGAACACCAGAAAUUGGUUCGUAGUCAAAAAAAGCGGCACCAAUCAGAAGCAGGAGAUGCUUCUAACCCAGCUGCUAAAAAAGCGAAAACUGAUACACCGAUUACUGUUGUAGCUUCCACGCCCAACCAACUAUCGAACGGUUCUCGAUAUUCAGCAACAUCAAGCACUGCACCUGUAAGUUAUGUUACAACACCAACACAGUCAACUACUGCAGCUUAUUCAGCCACCGACCCUAGUCUGUAUUAUCAACAGAAUUAUUGGAACUAUCAGCAAAAAGCGAGCGAAAACCCGCAGUAUAACUACAGCCAGUGGAGCCAGUACUACCAACAACAGCAAGGACACCAGUGAACCUGAACAUAUGUUCUGUAAAUAAGACACUAAAUGCUGGUAAUCGUUACCAAAAAAACUCUUUAGAAUAGCUGUGUCAUGUUUUUGCUUUUUAUAAUUGAAAUUCCAAUUUCCAAUGGACUCACUUGGCUCUUUUAAGUGUACUGCCACAGCUGGGUGUUUGUGUAUCUUUUUUAUUACAGCUUUAACUAGUUGUGAAUGGAAUAAAAAUGCUUCUGACAUCUUCCGAUAAAUGCAAAUACUGUUAUGUUAUGUAAAUGCGAAUAAAUCUUUUUGUCAAAUUCCAAUGGCUGUACACCUGUACAGAACAUUAUUGUCACAUCGCCAAAUUUUGUUUCACAAUGUCAUUUCUUUGCUUAAACAUAAUUAUAAAAUAAAAAAAUACUGCGUAGUCAUUUCAUCGAAGUGCUAUGCCUGUGAUUUAAAUUGUAUCAACAGGUUUGAAAAUAAACCAAUAAGUGAACUUA